AUGGUAGGAGGUGAAUGCUAUUCAAACCCUCCACUUCUGAAUGCAUCAAGCGGUGGAGGCUAUGUUACCAAUAUCGGUGGUAUUAACUCCUACGUCACUGGUUCCCCUCUUGCCAUCCUCGCCAUUCUUCUUGUUUCCGAUGUUUAUGGAUUUAAAGCGCCACUUUUAAGGAAAGUUGCUGACAAGGUUGCAGCUAAUGGGUAUUAUGUCCUGGUUCCUGACUUCUUACAUGAUGACCCUUAUGAUCCUAAGAAUUCGACAAGGCCAACCUCUGUUUGGUUAAAAGAUCAUGAACCUGGAAAAAGUAUUAAAGGUGCAAAACCUGUUAUUAAAGCCUUAAAAAGAAAAGGUGUUUCCGCUGUUGGAGUUGCUGGUUUUUGUUGGGGCGGUGAGCUUUUGUACAAACUCACAGAAUGUAAGGUUUUUUCUCUUUUUCUAUCAGCUAAGACAGUUACCAACCUUGGGAAAGCCAAACUUGUCCAAGCUUCUGUGCUAUUACAUCCAUCAUAUAUCACUGUGGAUGACAUCCGUGGUGUUAAUGUUCCAAUUGCUAUACUUGGAGCUGAGCAUGACUCACUCUCUCCUCCAAAGCUUUUAAAACAAUUUAAACAAAUCCUAGAUGCUAAACCUGAGAUUGAUAGUUAUGUAAAAGUAUUUCGUAACGUCUCUCAUGGUUGGACUCUGAGGUAUGACCCUAAUGAUCCAAAAGCUAAUGGAGCAGGAAUGUUAGCAGAGCAUAAGGAAAAGAGAGACAGAAAAAUGGUUGGAAGUGAAUGCUAUUCAAACCCUCCACUUCUGAAUGCAUCAAGCGGUGUUGGCUAUGUAACCAAUAUUGGUGGUGUUAGUUCCUAUGUCACUGGUUCCCCUCUCGCCAUCCUCGCCAUUCUUCUUGUUUCCGAUGUUUAUGGUAACAUUAUUUCCCUUUUCAUAACCACCUUCGUAUUCUUGUGA
Messenger RNA from Sphenostylis stenocarpa, 951 nucleotides. Lineage: Eukaryota; Viridiplantae; Streptophyta; Magnoliopsida; Fabales; Fabaceae. The record is from the annotation of a GenBank genome assembly.